Messenger RNA from Pocillopora verrucosa, 1593 nucleotides. The record is from RefSeq and is a predicted model, not a curated record. NCBI's taxonomy places the organism in Eukaryota, Metazoa, Cnidaria, Anthozoa, Scleractinia, Pocilloporidae.
AUGUACAUAACAAGUUCUGGACAAGAGAGUAGUCCAAGCAUCAAUUUUGGGGUGACUUCAAAUUCUUGGUACAAACUCAAGUCAGUAGUCAAUGGAAUUAACGUAAAAGUUUAUGUUAAUGGCAACUUGGCGAAGGAAAUCACAAUGUCAGGAAGUGAAGCGGACUCUAAAAGUAACAACUACGUAGGGAUAUGGUGUCAUGCCAGUAUUCCCAUAAAGGGGGACAGUUUUCAUGUAGCAGCUCCAGGUUGCAUGAAACUCAACUUGUCUCGUCCUGUAAAAACAUCUCCGGGUGAUUGUAUGACGUCACAUAUGAAAGCCAAUACGAACUGCUCGUUUUCAUGCCUACAGGGAUACCAGCUUCAAGGUCCGCCCUUUACACUGUGUGGGUCAAACGGCGAGUGGACAAACAGUGCUAAGGCAGUUUCGUGCAAAGAUGUUAACGAGUGUGCUGUGUCAAAUGGUGGCUGCAGUCACAAGUGCGUCAAUACUGCAGGAGGCUACAAAUGUGAAUGUCCAGACCCAGAGCUAAGCUUAUCAUCAGAUAACAAAACAUGCCAUGCUCCAGGGGUUGACGUCGAGUGCAACGGCAACAACAUGACCAUCGUCAUCCCCAAGUCCCUCCUCCGCGGUCUCGACCGUGAGCAUCUUCGACUCCUGGACACGACCUGUAGAGCAAGAGAAACCAACACUCAUUUUUUCCUAACGACUCCACUGAAUGGCUGUAACACGACACGCAGGUUUACACCUACAGCUAUCGUCUACUCCAACGCUGUGUUGGAAAUCCCUGUGGCUGCCAAGAGCGUAAUAACACGCGUACGUGAAAUAGAAAUACCAUUCAGCUGCUACUUAUCCAAGUACGGCGUGGUAUCAUCCGUUGCCAGUUGGAAGCCAAGUAACAGAAAACUCGUGUUCAGUGAUGAAGGCAAAGGAAACUUCACACUUUCGCUGAGUAUGUUCCCUGACAACAGAUUCGUGAGUCCUUACAUGAAAGACGACUUCCCUAUUGGUGUGGUGCUGCGCGAACGUCUGUUUUUUGAAGUGUUAGUCACCUCUGAUGACAAGCAGCUGUCGAUAAUUGCUGACAGAUGCUUCGCAACCCCUACCCAGGAUCAGUCUAACCCCUUAAAGUACGAGUUUAUAAAGAAAGGAUGCCCCAAUGACGUAACUGUGCAAUACCAUUCUGCGCCAUCAGUCAGUGCUCAGCGGUUUAGCCUUGAGGCCUUUAAGUUUAUUGCAGGUCAUCCGUUUGUGUUUGUCCACUGCCACGUGACUGUAUGUAACGCAACCGAUCCAGACUCUCAGUGUGUACAGAAAUGUCCUUCAAGUGGCCGAGGGAAACGGGCGGCAGGUGGUCAAAUGACUGACACGUACUUUUUGGCAGAGGGUCCUCUUCAUCUAGCUCAUAACAAACGCGAGGAAAAGCGCGCAAAUAACUUCAGAACAAAUGGUUCCGGUUCUUCCCUUCUGAUGAUUCUCCUUGUGAUUUGCGCCGCUUCAUUGGUGGGUACCGCGCUGAAGAUCUUCAAGAAGUCAAGUGACAAGCCUGCUGGUUACACUUUGCUAGCAUAUGGAGAUCAGCAACACAACUAG